This is a messenger RNA of Chrysemys picta bellii (western painted turtle), 2656 nucleotides long. It is a transcript of the gene SNX11, whose product is annotated as sorting nexin 11. Gene Ontology annotation, cellular component: endosome. Gene Ontology annotation, molecular function: phosphatidylinositol phosphate binding. The record is from RefSeq and is a predicted model, not a curated record. Lineage: Eukaryota; Metazoa; Chordata; Testudines; Emydidae. Gene Ontology annotation, biological process: vesicle organization; intracellular protein transport.
AGAGAUGGUGUCCCUGGCCUCUGUCUGCAAGAAGCUGGGAAUGGGUGAUAGGGGAUGGAUCACUUGAUGAUUACCUGUUCUUUUCAUUCCUCUUGGGGCACCUGGCAUUGGCCAGUGUCGGAAGGCAGGGUUGAGUUUUUAUUAUGGUGAACUUCAAAAAUCAGUCAAGUUCCCAGCAUGGGGAGUUUUUAUUAUGAAAUGAAAGUUACAGCUGUUUGAAGUUUAUAAAUGAAAGUUUUAGAAAUGAAAGUUACAGCUGUUUUAAGAGGAUAACUUCCUCUGUGGUCUAGCAAAAGCUGAGACCAUCUUCAGCCAUUCUCUUGUGCACGCACACAUCCAGGACCUAAUGAAUUCAAAUGGCAGGCUUACAUUUCUCUGUCUGCAGGGCACAAACGUGCGAGAACUGGGUGCAACUGACCUGUCCUUUCAAUGGAUCUGUCUUGGUUUUUGAAGAACUGAACUAACGUCCCGUCAGUUAUUAAUAAUCACCAAUUAUUACUUACGCUGCGUGUUACCGCAACAUCCGGGACACCGUUGUGUUAGGCACGGUACAAACACAGAGCACAAAGGCUGUUUCUGGCUAGAAAUGUAACCUAGCCGUAAAGGAAGACUGGGUGGCAGAAGUAUCAGUUAUCUUGGAGGGGAAAUAUCCCACCCACCCCUUGGCACAGGUUGAAAAAUCUAGUGAGGCUGACUCAACCCUCCACCUUUCCAAGAUGCUUCCCUCUGGGCUCUGGCUGUAGGAUGUUGGAGAAUCAAGAGCAAGAAGAGCUGACCACGGUGCGGGUUCAGGACCCUCGGCUCCAGAACGAAGGCUCCUGGAAUUCCUAUGUGGAUUAUAAAAUCUUCCUCCAUGGAGCCACCUCUGACCUUUCCCGUCCUCCCGCGUCUCGUUUCACAGACCAGCAGCAAGGCCUUUACUGCCAAGACCUCGUGCGUGCGCAGACGGUACCGCGAGUUCGUGUGGCUGAGGAAGCAGCUCCAGAAAAACGCUGGCUUAGUGCCUGUCCCGGAGCUGCCGGGGAAAUCCACCUUCUUUGCAGGCAGCACCGAUGAGUUCAUUGAGAAACGGAGACAGGGGCUCCAGCAGUUCCUGGAGAAGGUCGUGCAGAACGUGGUCCUCCUGUCAGACAGCCAGUUGCAUCUCUUCCUGCAGAGCCAGCUGUCGGUGCCCGAGAUCGAGGCGUGCGUGCAGGGCCAGAGCCCCCUGACCGUCACGGACGCCAUCCUCCGCUACGCCAUGUCGAACUGCGGCUGGGUGCAGGAAGAAGACGCCCGCCCUGCGCUCGUGGCGGGGGCAGAGCUCUACAGCAGCUGCGCUGGUCACGGAAGCCCCCCUGUUCGGAGCUGUCUGAAACCCCCUUCGCGCUGGAGCGACUUCGGCAUGGAAGACAACCACUCGGAUAGCCUGGAUUCUCCUACGGAGCAGCCGGGGACGAAGUAAGCAGCACAAACGAUUGUGUGCACCCUGUCUGGGAGCAGCGGUUCUUGCUCUGCGGAGAGCCGAGGAUGGCAGCUGAGUGGCUCCCGUUGGUGCAGGAUUGGGACCCUGCAUGGCACGUGGGCCUCAUCCUCAGCCCCUCUACUCCUAGCAGCUUGUGACCACUUCCUGCUGCCUCUGGACGGUCCUCUGAUGAGGCAGGUGCUGUGUGAAUACACAACUGAGCUGUACGAAAACGGAACCAGGGCUUAGUAGAACCUAAGUUUGUUACUCCCCAGGGCUGUGUCAUGCUCUUGUGGGGGGAACGGUGUGUAUUAGGGAUGGGGGCUGCUUGAAAACAAAAGCCAGCUCCCUUGAUCUUGGCUUGAUUCUCUGUCCCCUUGGAGCUGGGUCAUGGAGGCAGAUGCUCAUCGCUGCAGAGAUCCUCCAGGAGAGAUGUUGUCUGGAUCCCUAGGCCGAGCUGCCGUCCCUCCUUGCCCAGCAGCAGAUCAGUCAGCGGUCCCAGCAAUGCCCAGUGGAUUCUCAUUCCUAGAACUAGAAUUCAGUCUUCGUAGCAUUCCCCUCUGAAAAACCAAUGGCCGCGUAGGCACGAGCGGCGCUACUUUGCACGGCUGAGAGCCACGUUUAAACAGCGGCUGUGGGGCGGCCUCCCCUCAGCUGUGCUAAGCCGGAAGCCCACCCGCUGGGUAUGGAUACCACCUCCACACCUGGGUCCUCCAGGCCGGGCUCGGCAUGCAGGCUGCGUGCAGCUGGAAUGAGCCCAUGACCUUUCCCUGGGGGCUCUAUAUUGCAGGGUUGAUUCCUCCAUUGCGGCGGGGCUGGGGGAAUGUGUUGUGGUGGGACAGUGAGGUCAGAAGGUUGGUUGUGUGGGACACCCCUCAAGCUGGGCUUCCCUGCAGGAGAACAAACCUUUUGGCUAGCCCAGACCUGCCGGAGCCUAACAGCCAACUGGAGCUAAAGAGGGCAAAGGGGAAGGGCAAAGGGUGGUGAUCCCUAUAGCCAGCCAUGAGGGAGCAGAACCGAAGAAAGAAUCCCUUAAUAGAGAAUGGGCAAUCCCACGCUACAGCUACCACCAGGGCCUCUCUGCUUUCAACCCAUCAGGUCCAUCUACUCUGCUGCUCCCCGUGCCUUUCCACCAGCCCAUCCUCUGGCAUUGUCAUGGCUCAGAAGGCAGAGCUGAGGUGCUCUGGCCUGCAAUAAAUGUGAAGUGCAUGA